AUCCCUCCCUCCUCCACAAAUCUCCUCCUACCCCCUCCCUCCUCCUCCUCCACAAAUCUCCUAAUCCCUCCCUCCUCCACAAAUCUUCUCCUAACCCCUCCUCCCUCCCCCUGUGAAAACCCCAGCCAUGGAGUGGAACAUUUGUUUUAUUUAUUUAACUAGGCAUUACCGUCUACUGUAACAGUCUAACCUGCCUUUAUUUAGCAGAGGACCACCCUACACUCUCCCUAACAGACCUCCUCCUGCCCCAGUCAUGAUGGUGCCCCCUCCUCCCACCAACCAGCCCCAUAUCUGCCUGUCCACCCUGCUGAUCAUGAGCAGUAUGGCCCUGAUUGAUGCCUAUCUGGUGGAACAGAACCACGGGCCCAAGAAGAUAGGUAUCUGUAUCAUGGUGAUGGUAGGGGACCUCUGCUUCCUCAUCGUGUUGCGGUACGUGGCGGUUUGGGUCGGGGCCGAGGUACGGACAGCCAAGCGAGGCUGUGCCAUGAUACUCUGGUUCCUCUAUAUCUUUGUCCUGGAGAUCAAGGUGUACUUUGUGUACCAGAACUAUAAGGCUGACAGGAAGUCUCUGGAUGCUCUGGCCCGUAAGGCCCUGACCCUACUCCUCUCAGUCUGUGUCCCGGUGCUGUUUGUUGGUCUCGUGGCAAUAGACCAUAUGGAGUACGUACAGCCGUCCAAGAAGAAAGAGGAGCUGCGUAACAGGUUGUUCUGGGUGGUGGUGGACCUGCUAGAUAUCCUGGAUAUUCAGGCUAAUCUCUGGGAACCCCUGAAGAAAGGUCUCCCUCUGUGGGCUGAAGGACUGAUGUUCUUCUAUUGUUACAUCCUGUUGCUAGUCCUUCCCUGUGUCUCUCUUAGUGAGAUCUCCAUGCAGGGCAUCAAUAUAGUCCCACACAAGAUGAUGCUAUAUCCUAUCCUCAGCCUGGUCACCAUUAAUAUUUUAACCUUAUUGAUCAGAGGCUGUAACAUGCUGCUGUAUAGGGAUGCCCGGGUCAGUGGGAUCCUGAUAGGGAAGAAUGUGUUAGCUAUCAUACUAAAGACCUGUAGCUUCGUCCAGUACAGGAAGCAGAUACCGAACACUCCUCCUGCUUUCGGGUUGGAACGACAGAGGAACUCUGUACCACAUCACCAUGGUAACCAGGGUCUUGGACGCCCUGUUUCUAUAGUGAUGACCGCUCACCCGCAGGUGGUCCUCCCGGACCAGACAGCCCUGCCCCUCCCUCUGCCAGAGGUCACAACUACAUGUCAACAUACAUGACUGAGACCAGGAUCAUACCAUGUAUGUAUGCCCCUCAGGAUAUUAUACACGGGACACACAGGAACAUCUGACUCUGACCAAAAUCUACAUGGAUGUACCAAUAUCAUGUAUGACCAUCAGGACUCUACAGGGCAAUGGUCAAAAUCAUGUGAAAAACCUUGGAUACCCUGGAUAUUAUCACUGAUCAGAAGGACACUUUACACUUCUAAUAGAACAUAAAGCAGUGUAUGGAUAUUGUCACUGAUCAAAGGGACGCAGGAUCCUUAUGGAGUAUAGAGCAGAGACAUGGAGAAUGUUUAUGAAGAACCUUGAUACAAAGAAGAUUAUAAUACCAAUCUGAAUGUAUAUUAUCAUUGGAACACAGUGGAAACUCUCCUUAAGGAUAAUAUGGUGACAUGGACAACACCUUCUAGUGUAAAUAACAGUAUCUCUAGACUCUUAAUAUUUGCCCUGUGGAUUCAGAGAACAGUAUCUCCAGACUCUGCAAAUUAAAGACUUUCCUCUGUGGAUUCAAAUAACAGUAUCUCUAGACUCUGUUAAAGACAACACAUUCUGGUGUAAAGAACAGGAUCUCUAGACUCUGUUAAAGACAACACAUUCUGGUGUAAAGAACAGGAUCUCUAGACUCUGUUAAAGACAACACAUUCUGGUGUAAAGAACAGGAUCUCUAGACUCUGUUAAAGACAACCUAUUCUGGUGUAAAGAACAGGAUCUCUAGACUCUGUUAAAGACAACACAUUCUGGUGUAAAGAACAGGAUCUCUGAACUCUGUUAAAGGCUUCAUUUCCCUGCAGAUUUAAUGAAUAAUGAAUGUUUUAUAAUUAAACAAAAAACAAGAAGUAAAAUACAGGUUAAGAUAAAUACUUGCAUUAUUAGAAUAUAACAACAGAUGGUUGUUCCUGUGCUGUAGUGGACAAUUCAGUUUUAAUCAGUUGAAUAUUGGAGUCAUUGGCACUACAGAGUUGGGAGCUGAUGGGCACGUUCCAAGCUGGCUGCAUUGCAAACAUUCCAUUAACUAAUGGCUGUGAGCAUCAGCUUACUUUAUCAUACGAUAUGGAAUGCUGAUAUGUUAAACCUAUCCAGGCUUGUAAGAUCUGGCAUGGUCCGCAAUGUAGUCAUUCAGGAAUACCACACAGAGAAUUAAAAUGAUUUACAUUUGAAACAAAAUGCUUUGGCAUUAAAU
Oncorhynchus mykiss (rainbow trout) is the source of this 2438-nucleotide messenger RNA. RefSeq names its product transmembrane protein 121. Lineage: Eukaryota; Metazoa; Chordata; Actinopteri; Salmoniformes; Salmonidae. The record is from RefSeq and is a predicted model, not a curated record.